Molecule: messenger RNA, 1257 nt
Organism: Penicillium coprophilum
Lineage: Eukaryota; Fungi; Ascomycota; Eurotiomycetes; Eurotiales; Aspergillaceae
Product: Cytochrome P450
Exons: 7
Coding region: 1-1257 (418 amino acids)
Molecular function (GO): monooxygenase activity; oxidoreductase activity, acting on paired donors, with incorporation or reduction of molecular oxygen; heme binding
Source: RefSeq, a predicted model, not a curated record
AUGGUCCUUGUUCGCUGCGGUCCGAACCACCUGACGUUCAAUGACUUGGAUCUGAUUCCCGUGGUAUAUCAUCGCCAGAGUGAUAAGACAGACUAUCCCAAAGACUUCACUUGUCCGGGCGCAGCUACCAACAAGGCCGGCUAUCUUGAAUAUGCCGCGGCCAAACGGCAAUUUGGACAGGCAUUUUCGGUAUCGCGGGUCCAGUUAUUCGAGGGUCUAGUGGAUGAAAAUCUUAUCAAAUGGGUUUCCAUUCUCAACGAGGAAACCCACGCAAACCCAGCCAUAGACUGGGGUACCUGGGUCAAAUAUUUCUCGUUUGAUGUUUAUGUGCCCAUGAGUGUGGGGGAGAGCUUCGGCUUCCUAGACCACAAGUCCGAUGUGCGCAAUAUGUUGCAAAGUAGUUAUCGUAUUUUCCGGCACUGGACGCUCAGUCGAUAUCGUCCCAUCGCCUGGUUAGCCGCUCAUACUUCUCUGGGUCGCCGUUUGUUUGUCAGUGGCCGCGAUGACGCCACGGGCAUGGGAAUGUGGACUACCGAAGUGCACGAUAUAACUCAAAAGCGCAUUCAUACUCUCACAGGGGAAGGAAAGCCACGCUAUGAACACUCCAUGUUGGAUCAAUGGCUGGCAGCCAAAUCCGCGGCAGGUGAAGGCAUUCCCCUAUCGGAUAUCGAGGACCAGCUAGUUUCUGAUGUACUCGGUGGUCCUUAUGCACUCGCUACCACGAUUAGCCAUCUAGUGACCACGAUGGCAAGACAUCCCCAGGCCGUUCGGCAAGCCCACCAAGAAAUUGAUAACGCUUACAAUCAGAAGGCUCUCUCAAGCCCAUCGCCUACCUACACAGAAUGCUCUGCUCUCCCUUUUAUUGAUGCAUGUGUCCGGGAGGCCAUGCGCAUUACAGCUACAGCAUCUCCUAGAUGGCGCUGCUCGCCAGACAGAUCACUGCGUAUCUUAGACCGGGAUGUCCCACCAGGCACUGCAGUUGCUACAAGUCCUUUUACCAUCUCUACUCACCCCCAACUCUAUGGUGACAAUGCCGAAGAGUUUGUUCCCGAGCGGUGGCUUGAGGCGUCAGAAGAGCAGCUGCGAGUGUGGUAUGCAUAUGAUGCGCACUGGGGAUUUGGUUAUCGCAAGUGCCCCGGGCGACAUAUAGGGGUUUUGGUCCUAUAUAAGACUCUUGUUACUAUCCUACGCAAUUUCGACAUUAGAGAGGGGACUUCAGGAUCGUCUUCCUUGCUGAUGCUGCCACGAAAGUUUUGA